CUCCACUAUCCUAUGCUGUCUGCGGAAAAAUAGCAGUGUUUUAAUAGGUAACCUCAACAUCAAAUCAUCUUCUAAUAGAUCCCUUGUUGCCUUUGCAAACUGGCUCCUCUCGACCAUUUUAGCUAGCUUCCCACGUUUUUCUUUGCACCAACCCUGCCACCUAAUAAGUAAAUAAAUAAUGAAAGCACACAGCCACAAGGCCACGACUUUAAAAAAGAAAAGCAAUCAAAUACAUUCCAGUAGUAUUUCUUGUACUUGCUGAAUGAUACUGUAUUCUGCCCAUAAUAUCUUCCGCCCUCUUUCUUUCUACUACAAGCUCUGUUCAAAACUGACACUUGCCACGGGUUUUGAGAGAUUCUUUGACCUUUGGUUGGCAUUGAUGAUCUCUGCCUUCCAAACCCUUUACAUGAAGAUUAACAAACUGGGUUUUAAAAAUGGAAAACUUGCAAAAAACCCAAGCUGUUGUUGUUGUUACUGGUGGUGAUGAUGUUGAUGUUGAUGCAGUAGAUGGAAGUAGUCACCCCAACAACAAGCAGUCAGUGGGUGAAGAGCAUAUAGGUUCUUCAAGUGAGUCUGGCUCUUGCAGUGAGAUUGUGAAGGAGAGAUCUUCUGUGUCAGUUGUGGAUCUGGAGUGUGGGGCACCAGAGAUAAAGCUACAUUUGGCUAAAGUUGAGAGGGACUGCAGGAUUUGUCAUUUGACCAUGGACGCAGGGAAUCUGGAGUCUGGAGUGCCUUUUGAGUUGGGGUGUUCUUGCAAAGAUGAUUUGGCUGCUGCUCAUAAGCAGUGUGCAGAGGCCUGGUUCAAGAUAAAGGGAAACAAAACCUGUGAGAUUUGUGGAUCAGUUGCACGAAAUGUAACUGGUGCGAAUGAAACUGAGUUGGCAGAGCAGUGGAACCAGGCCACUGAUGGUGCCAUGGCAACCACAACUGGGCCUGUGCAGCCUGCAGAGACCCGAAACUUCUGGCAGGGUCACCAGUUCUUGAAUUUCCUCCUAGCAUGUAUGAUCUUUGCCUUUGUCAUCUCCUGGCUCUUUCACUUCAAUGUACCCUCUUAAUCUUGUAAGAGAUAUUUCUUAUCUCCUGGAUUGGAUGAUGGAAGAUAAGGAAACAAGCAUCAUGGCUCCGAGCACUGCCGCGGGUACCAUCCUGCACCAACCGUGUGAUCUGGAUUCCCAUAAAGUUUUAUGGUUCCCGUGUCUGCUUGUUGUUGAUAGUAGUAUUAAUUAGAGCUUAAACACUGUAAUUCGUGUUGUAUUAUUGUCAUAUUUUUUUCACACGAUCAAGUAGAUUGCCAUCUAAUGUUGUGAGUUUGGUUUUCUUUCAGCAUUUAUAUUACAAUGCUAGUGUUCUCAGCACACCCUCACAACUUGCUUUGCAUUUAGUCUCCGUCCAUCUUGGAUUGCAAAACUUGAAAGCCGUACCAUUCAAGUUCUGUCAGCUGUAAACAAUGCAUCAAUAUCUACUUUUUAAUAUCAUUUUGAGGUUUAUUGUGCCA
Molecule: messenger RNA, 1495 nt
Organism: Populus trichocarpa (black cottonwood)
Lineage: Eukaryota; Viridiplantae; Streptophyta; Magnoliopsida; Malpighiales; Salicaceae
Exons: 2
Coding region: 435-1055 (206 amino acids)
Molecular function (GO): zinc ion binding
Source: RefSeq, a predicted model, not a curated record